AUGUCGUGGCCGUGGUUUGGCCCCAUCUCCAACAACAUGGCCAAGGAAUUUCAUAUCACCCUUGACCAAGUUAAUUGGCUAGGGAAUAUCGUGGCCCUCAUUUACUUGCCCGUCGCACUGGUAAUCCCCCACAUCGUCCAGAGAUAUGGAAUUCGUAGAUGUUGCGACAUUGGAGCUGUAGCUAUGAUUCUAUCGGCCUGGAUAAGAUAUGCAGGAACUUCGAAAUCUCUCUCUCCCAAGAGUGCAUACGCCCUUCUCAUGGUUGGCCAACUUUUUGCCUCGAUCGCCCAGCCCGUGUAUCAGGUUCUUGGUCCAAAAUACUCUGAAACAUGGUUUGGCUUGAAAGGACGAACAACGGCCACUAUGAUCCUCGCUAUUGCCAACCCCGUGGGUGGUGCAGUAGGACAACUGAUAAGCCCUCUUGUAGGAGAUACAAGACAAUCAAUUUUGGUUCUUGGAAUCUUGUCUACCGCUGCAACACCAUUCGCAUUGCUGGUUGGGAAGGCCCCACCAACACCUCCCACGUAUGCUGGUUCUAAGGAUUCUCCCUCGCUUAUAUCACUAGUGCGAGCCAUUCUUGGCCUGCCGACCGAUCGAAAGGCGCAAAUGUCAAAACAAGAACGUUUUGACUUCUGUAUUGUUGUGAUUAUAUUUGGAGCGCUCGUUGCAGCGUCGAAUACAUUUGCCAUCCUGUCAGCACAAAUUCUUCAACCUAUGGGCUACUCGGCCGACGAAAGUGGAUUUCUGGGAGCCUGCAUGCUCUUGACAGGAAUAGUCAGCGCCGUCGUCACUGCCCCGCUAUUCGACCGCGUCUUCACCCAUCACUUGGCUGUCACCAGCAAAGUUCUUGUCCCCAUCGUUGGAGUGGGCUGGCUAGCACUCAUCUGGGCUGUGAAACCGCAUAACAUCGGAGGCCUGUUUGCCAUCAUGACACUCAUUGGGGUCUCCUCCGUAACCAUGCUUCCUGUUAGCCUGGAGUUAGCGUGUGAGUUGACUAGGAAUGCCGAUGGAAGCUCGGCCAUUUUAUGGUUCACGGGAAAUUUAUUUGGUGUUAUUUUCGUCCUUUGUCCGCUUUCCCCCAACCUCGUACCUGCAACUACCACUAACGCCAUUUCAUUCUAUAGCUCAAGGCGCUCUUCGUGCAGGCCCAAACGCAUCCCCGCCGCUAAACAUGUACCGUGCACUCGUCUUCAACGGUGUCUUCGUCAUCACCGCUGCAUCCACGGUCUUUCUCAUCCGAGGCGUACAAAAACGGAAGCAAUUGGAUGA
Molecule: messenger RNA, 1269 nt
Organism: Laccaria bicolor S238N-H82
Lineage: Eukaryota; Fungi; Basidiomycota; Agaricomycetes; Agaricales; Hydnangiaceae
Exons: 11
Coding region: 1-1269 (422 amino acids)
Biological process (GO): transmembrane transport
Cellular component (GO): membrane
Molecular function (GO): transmembrane transporter activity
Source: RefSeq, a predicted model, not a curated record